GUAUUUUUAAAAAAAGACACUAAACCUCGACUAGCGUACCCGCAGCACGUCUCUCCCCCACAGGACAGCUGCUACAGUACCCUUAGCUGUCAGACCUAACAGCGCCUUUGUCUUGUUCCUUCCCAAGCCAAGCCCGCAAACACACACAGCCUGAUAUCAGCCGCGGCGGGCGCACCUGGGAAAAAAAGAAAGAGCCUCCUAAAUAGCCCAGCUCAGCGUCAUCAUCGUGGCAAAACCGUCCUCUUUCACUCUUGGUUGUCGCAACGGCCCAGCCAACCAGCAUCGCGCGCUGCAUCACGAGACCGCGGCCCCGAAGAAGCGGCUAAUUGCAGUUCUCUCGGUCUGCUACUACUGUAACGGCUUGGCUGCCUAUCUGCUUGUUCCCGUGUUAGGGGUACACCAAGCUAGCUUAGCAUUCCUCCUGCUGAAACGGCACCUCCGGGGGGUUUAGCCACCAACGUACACUACUACCGCUAAGGCCAGCCGCAAACCUUAUCGUUCAGCGCCGGAGCCUCGCCUUACGCCGCCAAUCUCCUUCUUCCUCUUCUUUCUUCAACUCACUCAAUCGCUCACUCACUCACUCACUCGCCGCAAACCUCCCAACGCGGCUGCUGCUGCUGCUGCUGCUCACCCGCCCCUACUCACUCACCUCUCAGACACCAUCAUCGGCAACAGCAACCUCUUCCAUCUGCCGAGCGAUCGCCAUGGAGGGUUCACCCCGCGACGGCCACUCGGUCAAGCACAGGUUGCCCGUCAAUCCCCGACGUCACAAAGUGGCGCCGGACAAGCGAAAGCGAGUCACCACGGCAUGCAACAGCUGCAACGUCCGCCGCGUCAAAUGCUCCGGUCAACAGCCAUGUAACGCCUGCGCAGCAUCCAAGCGCGAAUGCGUAUAUCCUGCUGUCGUGGAAAAGGUACAGGUGGAAAAGGCCGAGUUUGAUGCCAUGCGUCGCAAGAUCGAGGUCUAUGAAAAGGCUCUCCAGGAAAUCCAGCCAGAUGCUGCCCGCCGCACAGAACUGCUGCACCAGCUCGCCGCAAGCUCGCCGGGGUCGACAGGGUCACAGACGGCGGUGAAUUCAUCACCGCAAGCCAUACACGCUAUGAUUGAUGAGAGCGAUGCUAAAGAGGCAACGGCCAAGCUGCUCUACGACGCCGACGGCACGCGGCGCUUCGUAGGCGAAACAAGCGGCCCGGCGUUCUUGGAUCGCAUCAAGGAGCUUAUUCGCGCGGCCGUAAUUGAUUCCAACGACAAACCAAAGACAUCGAUUCCAAUCGAUAGCAGCAAAUUUCUCAGCUCGCUCGGCGAGUUUCACACGUUUUCCACCAUUGCCCAGUUUGACUACGACGCCAACCCGCUAACUCUCCCGCCCAAGGAUGACCUGCAGCAUAUGCUGAAUGAGACUCGGCACGUCUUCCAGGAUGGAAACGGCUCGUGGCCAAGCGGUGGCAUCUACUGGUACGGACGUAUCAAUAAAUUUUCGAACCUCCCAAAACCUUUUGAUGUCAUUACCGCAAACGACUUGGCCAAGUUUCCCGAGGUGCCGCGGAUACAUGCAUCACUUGCCCUGCAUGUCUUUGGUUGUUGCAAGUGGCCGCAAGAGGAUACCGUUGUAGAUCGACCUGGUGAUGUUUUCUUUGCACGGGCAGCUCGUUCCUUUCAGUAUGCGCUCGACGGUAGGAAUUGUUCCGUGCAUACGAUUUCCGCACUGGCCCUCAUGGCGACAUAUUUACUCGAGGAGACGAAACGUGAUGCUGCGUACAUGCACAUCUCGUCAGCAGUGCAAAUGUGCAUUAUUCUUGGUAUCCACCGCAUGUUUAGAGACGAGUCAACAAGGCGUCUCUUUUGGACAGUCUACUGCUUGGAUAGGUGGAUUGGCUGUGUGCUUGGCCGCCCGCCCAUGAUCUCGGACGAUGCUAUUCAGGUUGGAGAGCCAGAAGAUGACCCGAAUGACCCAGACAUGCCAAACGCGGCUGGUUUACGAGCCCACAUCGCACUAUCACGCAUCUCGGGGCACGUUGUAUGCAACAUGUACCGUAUAGCUCCGUUUGACGGCAAAGAACGAAGCGAACUGGCUCAAAACCCCGCCCAGGUCCUCUGGAUGCUCGAGGAGUUUAAGCGAAAACUCCCGCCUACGCUGCAACUAGACUUCGAGGGAACCAGCAACGAUCCGGGAACGCUCAGUAUUCACAUGCGGGCCAACCAGCUCAUCAUCAUCGCCACACGACCUCUCUUCUUAAUAGCCGUCAAGAAAGCCCUUGCGGAGCGCAUGAUGCUGAAAGACAUCGCCGCCGAUCUAGGCAGACGCCUUGGGCCCUUGACACACUGCAUAGAAGCGGCCCGCCACAACUUCUUUCACACUACCCAGCUUAGCCUUGCGCGCCGAUAUACUCGACCCUCUCACCAAACGUUCCAUUACGUCUUUACUGCCACCACAUGUCUCAUCAUGGAAGACCUUGUCUAUGAUCGCAACACACGGUCUGCUGAAGAGCUUGCGAGAAAGGAUAGGGAUAUAGAUGCCGGCAUCCAUUUACUUCAAGAAGACGAGAAACACCGCCUGAUGCCACUGAAUAACAGCUGUGUUAAUACGCUGCAAGACCUUAAGGAGCUUGUCAAUCGACUCAUCACAUGGCCCGUUCAACAACAGCCACCCUCAAAAGAUUUGGACAUGACAUCAGAAGACGGAAUAGCCUCAUUGAGCCUGGACCCCGACUUUACACCGCCGUCAAAGGCCGUGCCAAAUGGUACUGUCUACGGCGAGAUUGCAACGUGGAUGGAUAACGACUGGCUCAUGCAGGACAAUUAUGUCGAGCACUAGUACGAUAAUAAAAGGGCUUAGCGUAAACUGUAGCAUUUUAGUGACUCUUUUAGCGUGAAUGAAAUAUAAUUAGUUUUCCAAAA
Messenger RNA from [Torrubiella] hemipterigena, 2899 nucleotides. NCBI's taxonomy places the organism in Eukaryota, Fungi, Ascomycota, Sordariomycetes, Hypocreales, Clavicipitaceae. The record is from the annotation of a GenBank genome assembly.